Messenger RNA from Prosopis cineraria, 1040 nucleotides. RefSeq names its product F-box protein At2g02240-like. Gene Ontology annotation, molecular function: protein binding. Bases 7 to 885 code for a protein of 292 amino acids. The record is from RefSeq and is a predicted model, not a curated record. NCBI's taxonomy places the organism in Eukaryota, Viridiplantae, Streptophyta, Magnoliopsida, Fabales, Fabaceae. The transcript is spliced from 3 exons.
GCUGUCAUGGCUCUCCCCGAAGCUUGCAUUGCCCACGUCCUUUCCUUCACUUCCCCCCGCGAUGCCUGCAGGCUCUCCUGUGUUUCUUCCUCCUUCCGUUCUGCCGCCGACUCCGACGCCCUCUGGGAUUCCUUCCUCCCUCCCGACUGCCUCUCCCUCCUUUCCCGUUCUUCCUCUCCUCCCCCCUUCUCUUCUAAGAAGCAUCUCUAUCUCUCUCUCUCCCGCUAUCCCCUCCUCAUCGACGACGGUCUCAAGAGCUUUUGGGUGGAUAAAUUUUGUGGGGCGAAAUGUUUCAUGCUAUCCCCGAGAAGUCUCUCUAUUGUCUGGGGAUGCACUCCCAGGUAUUGGAGGUGGACUUCGGUGCCCGAUGGCAGGUUUGAGGAGGUCGCCGAACUUUUUUGCGUGUGUUGGCUGGAAAUGCGAGGGCGGAUCAGCACGCGCAUGCUGUCUUCUUCAACCCUGUACGCCGCUUACCUCGUGUUUAACCUAACUGCCAGUGCCUAUGGAUUCGAAUGCCAACCGGUGGAGGUCUCCGUCGGCAUUGCCGGGAACGAUGGUGACGCUCGCAAGCGAGCAGUCUAUUUAGAUCCAAAAGGAGCGCAGAGGACACAACAACAGAUCGUUCCCAGGCGUGCCGGCACGCGUAUCCUGGGAGAUGAGGCGCGCUCGCCCAAUCCUGCAGAGAAUCUUGAUCUGCAGUAUCCAAACAAGAGAGCGGAUGGAUGGUUCGAGAUCGAAUUGGGAGACUUCUUCAACGAAGGAAUAGGUGACAAGGAGCUGGAAAUGGCUGUUUGUGAGGUCCGGGGGGGCAACUGGAAGAGCGGCCUCGUCAUUCAAGGAUUCGAAAUUAGGCCCAAACUCCAUAAGUCAGCACCUUCGCCGUGACCUUCCUUACGAGUUGCUCGCUAAUUUCACGAGUUCAUAUUUCCGCGGUUGUUUCUAAGUUUUUUGGUUCCUCAAAUCGGGUUAAACUGCUUGCUCUCAUGUACGGAUCUUGUGAUCUGUGUCUUUAUUUAAAAAACUUUUAUUUUUACUUGAAA